Messenger RNA from Seminavis robusta, 1412 nucleotides. Lineage: Eukaryota; Bacillariophyta; Bacillariophyceae; Naviculales; Naviculaceae. The record is from the annotation of a GenBank genome assembly.
CUAAUUCCGCUUCAUCGUGCUUUUUCGUGGUGGGAAACGGUAUUCGCCAGUUCAGUCAGUUUCUCCAACCAACAAAAUCCGCUGUCGAAAUUGGCCUUGGUGGCGGCAUAUCUUUCCAGCUUUCUCAUAAAAUAGUUUGUCGAACAGAUUCUAUUCUAAAGCUCUUCUAUUGCACCAUUAAAAACAACCAUGAUGAACCAGGAACAACAACACCAAGAAAUCAAGAUGGAUGUUUCUACCCUUCAAGCCAUGAGACGCCAGGAGAAGAACUACAUGUGUGGCGAUUAUCUCUACCAACAACAAGAGGAGAGUCGCUACCGCUUGAACUGGCCCCAACAAAAUGGCAUUAAUGUGGCCUGCCGAUCUUCCAUGCUGAUUUGGAUGCAAACUGUGGUCAACUUUAUUGGCUUUGAACCGGAAACCGUGGAGAUUGCCAUGAGUUAUCUGGAUCGCUUCCUGCAAACUCCCGCGGGCAACGAUGCCAUGAAUUGCCGUACCAUUUUCCAGCUGGCUGCCAUGACGGCCUUGUACACUGCCGUCAAGAUUAACUGUGCCGAAGCCCUGACGCCCAAGCUCUUGGCCGAACUGAGUCAAGGAUCCUACCAGGAAGAUCAGUUUGAAAACAUGGAAUGCAUCAUGUUGGAAGCUUUGCAGUGGCGCGUCAAUCCACCCACUGGCACCUCCUUGGUACACGAGAUUGUGGAUCUCAUUGUUGCUUCUUCUCAGUUGGACAUGACGGAAGAGCUGCAACAAUCCAUUGUGGAAACGGCCCGUCUUCAAGCCGAGUUUGCCCUCGGAGACUACGAGUUGGUCACCAUUAAGAAAUCAAUCGUUGCCGUGGCAGCCGUGGCCAAUGCUCUGGAACACGAACGCAUUCGUGGAUUCCAUCUGCAAACGUUUCUGCAAGAGGUUCUUGUCUCGGGGCAACAACAAGAAGACAGCAGUCUGGAGUUGGACCUCAAGCAGGCCUCUUUGGUGAAAAAGACUCUGCGAGAAGCACUCCCCGCAGACGACGGAGAAGAACAAGAUCCUUCCACCGUCGUGCUCGACAUGGAUAGCAGCUCUCGAUCCAUCGGCAAAUCCUUGCAGGAGGACGAAGACGUCCCUCGAAAGCGCAUGUCAGCGGGACGUUCUCCGCGAUCUGUCAUUCAACGAAAUGUUGCACAUGCAGCUUAAUCAUUUCAAACAGGAAGCUAGCUGCAGUGGCAAUGCAUGUUCUGUUUUGUCUUGAUGCAAUACUUUCAUACUAUUAUCUCUCCUUGAUCCCAUUAUCAUUCUCUACUAAUCAUUCAAAACUACUACCAACGAAUACAAAUAAAACAAGCAACCUUGUUGUUGUAAAUCUAAUUCAUAAGACAAAGAGCAAUACAAGCAACUACUAAACUAAACAAUUCCCAAUGUCACACUAAAGG